Messenger RNA from Paramecium primaurelia, 1028 nucleotides. Lineage: Eukaryota; Ciliophora; Oligohymenophorea; Peniculida; Parameciidae. The record is from the annotation of a GenBank genome assembly.
AUGCAAGCCCAUUUUUAAAAGAUGGAAGCUCUAGCUGACAUCUUUGAUUAAGUAAAAGAUGUAGAUAUACAAAUCUUUGGGGCUAUAUUAGAAAUAUUUCGAAAGGAGUAAGUUUAAGACAGCAUUGGAUAUCUAUCAGAAAUGGGGAAUCAGAGACAAUUAGUAUCACAAAUUUUAAAACAAGCAGGGAAUUUCACACAAAAUGAUACAGAAUAGAUAUUGUCUGUUGUUAGAAAUGAUAUCAAAUAAUUCACAGAAGUCUUAAGAAAAUUAAAAGACCAUGACUUCAAUAAGAUAGACUAUUCCUCUAAAGAAAAAGAAGAAUCUAAAUUUAUUCUAAUUAAUAGCGUCAUAAUAAAUAGAUCAUAGAAUCUCUGUAAUUUUUAGUUCAUCUCACAUCCAUAGAUGGCACUUUAAUAUAAUGUGGGUCUAAUUCAUUAAAUUUAUUAAUUUAAAUGAAGGUGGACCUGAGUAACAAAAAUUUUGAAAACAUAAACAUCUAAAAUGCUUCUUUGGUGGGAGCUAAUUUUGUAAAAUGUAAAUUUAGUGGAUCCAUAUUUAAUAAUGUUAACAUAAGUGGAAUAAAUCUGAAUGGGGCAUUAUUAUUUAAUUGUAAAUGGAAAGACUUACGAAUCUCUGAAUUAAAUAAAUUACAUGGUCAUAGUAGUUGGGUUAGAUCAGUCUGUUUCUCUCCUGAUGGAAAUACAUUGGCUUCUGGUAGUGCUGAUUAAUCUAUUCGUUUUUUGGAUGUCAAAAAAGGAUAAUAAAAAGCAAAAUUAGAUGGUCAUAGUGAUAAUGUCUAGUCAGUCUGUUUCUCUCCUAAUGGAAAUAUAUUAGCUUCUGGAUAUGAUAAUGGCUCUGUCUUAUUAUGGGAUACUAAAACAAGAAAAAAAAGAGGAGACUUUUCUAAUUUUAUUCUUUUUUCAAUGUUCUCUUAAAAAAUGUCAUUUUACUUAUUAUAAACUCAUAUCAAAUCUUGUUCACCUGAUGGUAACCAUAUCAAUCGAUCAUCCAAAAGUUUUAGAUGA